UUAGGAACUAGUGCCGACCUUUUUACCCAUAUAGAAAAACUCCAGUGUAACAGGGACAGAAUAGGUUAUAUCACUGAAAAUAUUUUUGAAAUGUGACACUGUCAUUCCAGACUAAUAAAGCAAUUCUCCCACAUGCUAUUUUCCUGCUCCUCUCUGCCCCCAUUCCCUGAUCCAUUCUCUCUUUUUCAUUUCCUCUUUUUUCUCCCCAUUCCUCCCUCCCUUCCCUAUUUUCCCAUUUGGUGCUUUUUCCUUCACUGACCUUACUCUCCUCCCCUUCCUUCUCUCCCCCAUCCCUGUCCCAUGCCUCUCUUUCCUUCCUACUUGCCCUGUUCUAUUGCCUCCUCCCCUCUCUUCCUUCCUCUCCUCCACACCUUCUUCCUUCCUUUCAUUCUCUGUUCCCUCUCUCUCCCUCAAAUCUUCUUCCCUCUAUUUUCUUUCUUUCUUUGCAUGAUAGAUCUUUGCAGAAAAUUGAAUGGAUUCCCUCUAUUUUCUUCCCCUUCUUUCCCCAUUCCAUUUCCUUCCUCCCUCCCCUCCCCUUUUUCCAUCCCUGAUCUCCCUGGGGCACCUCAUCCCCCUCCAGAUCCUCACUAUCUUCCCAUCCCUGGCCAAGCCCCCGAGCAUUCGGGUACCCACUGACACUGCAUCUUUAAGAGCCAGCUGAAAGUCAGCUUCCUGAUCAUUGGUUGCUUUAUUCUAGCCAAAAGAGGAUGAGAUCAUUUGCAGCCAAUCAUGGAGUCGUUGCACCCCAGCUAGAGGCGUACACCUGCCGGAGAGUCAAGGCAGAGAUGCUCUGGUGGGAUUCAGGGUCACGCCGCUUAGAAGGGAAGCGGCAGCCGAUGACUUCAGCCACAUGAACUAAACUAAGCUUAUGGUCUGAGGAGCCCACAGCAGGCUAGGAAACUGAGUCCUGCUCGCGAGCACUAUCCCAGCAUAUCUGGAGCAGAUUCAGAAUCCCAUGUCUCCAGAGAGCCCUGAUGUUUAUGGGAUGGGCAAACGUGAUUACCUGGUGGAUGCCGCCAAACAGAUCCGCCUGGCACUUGAGCGGGACGUGAGUGAGGACUAUGAGGCAGCCUUCAACCAUUAUAAAAAUGGGGUCGAUGUGCUACUCAAUGGAGUACAAGUUGAUCCCAACAAAGAGCGGCGUGAGGCUGUGAAAAGGAAGAUCACCAAGUACUUGAGGAGGGCUGAAGAGAUCUUCAAUUGCCACCUACAGAGGACGCUGGGAAAUGGGACCAGCCCUGGUACGGGCUUCAGCAGCCUGAGGCUCCGGCCCAUCCGUACUUUGAGCUCUGCAGUUGAGAACCUGAGGUCUUGUAAGGUAGUGGGAGUCAUUGAAAAGGUUCAGCUGGUCCAGGACCCUGCCACUGGGGGGACGUUUGUAGUUAAGAGCCUCCCCAAGUGCCAUGGAGAAACCUGGGACCGUCCAACCAUCAUCCCCAAUGGUGUUCCUUAUAUGGCCAAGCUUCUUCGCUACUCUGUGAGUGAGGACUCCAUCUUCUUGCACUUGGAGCAUGUGCAGGGAGGAACCCUCUGGUCCCAUCUCCUCUCUCAGCCUAGACCCAAGAGGCAAGAGACCUGCAGCAACUUAACUCAGCAGAAGCCCAGCUCCACCCAGGGUGACCACAGAGAGAAAGGGAAAGCUGGCCCUGGUCCCCCUGAGAUUCUCAGUCUCCUGACCCCGGUUCUACUUUCCCAGAACACCACCCAACAGCUCAGCAUUGCCCCUGAGGCAUCAGCCCAGCCCUCUGACAUUUCAUCAGGGCCUCAAAGCAGAGUAUCUGAUCAUCAGAAAGGGCUGAAGAAUCUGGAGGAUUCUGACCUGAACUCUGGAAGAAAGGUAUCCAGUCCAUCCAGGGAAAUCCAAGUGUUCACGUCCCAUGGAGCAUCAUCCUGUGAAGAUGCUUUUGGAAGACACAAAGUCAGGACAGAUGAUCUUUCCUCUAAACAGGACCCUCUGACCUCAGAAGACACUACCUCAUCUUCUGGCCUCGCUUCCAAGACCCUAAGAAGGGAUGGGGCAAUGACUAGCAGCCCAGGCCAGGGCAGAGGUCGGUCCCAUCAUCAAGCCAGGCGGAGUACUAGGUGGAGUACCAACAAGGGGCCCCUGGGAGGUCUCUCCUGGAUCCGGGAGGGGGCAGGCCGGGUACUAGAGGGCUACGGUCAUGGGAGCGACCAGUGCAAAGAGCUCUCAGGUCAGGAUUGUCCACAUGCUAACCGGGCUUGUCCAGGCCACAGAGGCGGAGCCUGGUGUGUGAAGGAAGAACAGGUCAAGCAGUGGGCAGCGGAGACUCUCGUGGCCCUUGAGGGUCUACAUCAGCAGGGUGUGCUAUGCCGAGACCUCAACCCCAGGAACCUGCUGCUGGAUAACACUGGUCACAUCCGUCUCACCUACUUUGGCCAGUGGACUGAGGUGGAACCCCGGUGCUGCAAUGAAGCCUUGGAAAACCUGUACAGCGCCCCAGAAGUGGGUGGGAUUUCUGAACUGACAGAAGCCUGUGAUUGGUGGAGUUUUGGAUCUCUGCUAUAUGAACUUCUAACUGGAAUGUCACUGUCCCAAAACCACCCCUCAGGAAUCCAUGUACACACCAGGCUCCAUCUGCCCGAGUGGCUCAGCCGACCAGCUACAUCUCUACUCACCGAGCUAUUGCAAUUUGAUCCUUGUCGGCGCCUCGGUGCUGGAGGAGGAGGUGUCAACAAGCUCAAAUCCCACCCGUUUUUUAGCACCAUCCAGUGGAAUAAACUGGUGGGGUAGGAUCAAAAGUGGGAAGACCAAGAAAACUUCCUGGGAAGAUCCAGCUUGGCUUUCUGGUCUGGCAGAGUCCAUAAGAGAACUCUAAUCCAAUGGGUUCAAGGCCCAGCCUAGGAUGUCAGAUUUCUUAAACUACCAAAUAGUCAAUCAUUGGUGGUGAUGAAUCCUGUAUUCUGCAUCCUGGAGAGAUACAGGGUUAGGUCUCUCUUUCAAGCCUUUCAUUCCCUCUUCCCCAUGAGUUUGUUCCACUAAGGGCCUUGGAAGUGUGUUCCAUGGCUGCUCAUUUCCCACUCUUCACUCCUACCCACGAAUGAACCCAGUAACAAUGACAGGGACCCACAGGGAACCUUGAAGUUGGAAAGUAUUGAUACUGGUCUAACUUCUGCCACUUACUGGAUGUGACAUCGGAUAAUUCAUCAUACCUCUCUUGAGCCUCUUUCCUCAUCUGUAAAACAGCUAUCUGCCUUGCCUACCUCAUAGGGUUCAAAAGAGAGUUGUAAGAAAGUGUUUUGUAAUCUAUAUCAUUACAUAAAUGUAAGAGAUGAAGAUAAUACACAAAA
Messenger RNA from Antechinus flavipes (yellow-footed antechinus), 3309 nucleotides. RefSeq names its product ribosomal protein S6 kinase like 1 (gene RPS6KL1). Gene Ontology annotation, biological process: protein phosphorylation. The record is from RefSeq and is a predicted model, not a curated record. The transcript is spliced from 11 exons. Lineage: Eukaryota; Metazoa; Chordata; Mammalia; Dasyuromorphia; Dasyuridae. Gene Ontology annotation, molecular function: ATP binding; protein kinase activity. Bases 956 to 2752 code for a protein of 598 amino acids.